AUGGCAACAGACCUCAUAAUGCCUACCCUCCCUGAGCAGCGCCUCCCCUUCUACCCUCAGGAUCGCCCUCACUUCACCCACACGCGAUCUCAGUCCUUCCAAACCGUGCCGCAACCCCGACCCUUUCGCAACCGCACAUCGCCCCUAAGCACUCCUCACGAGGGCUCUCCCACCUCGCCAAAGUCGUGCCUCACCGAGUCGGUGCGCCCCGUCUACGUGCCCGCCGUCCUCCGCCCGAACCAGCACCACUCCAAGAAGCCGCGAGCACCCAAGGUCGAGGACCUCGACGGCGAGGAUCUGCUCUGCUUGCGCCGCACCAACAGCAGCUUCAUCAGUCUCCCCGGCUUCAGCGUUCUUGGCGCCAAGCUGUCGCGCCGCUCCACCGGCGACAGCGGCAAGGUAAUUGACCUUGAGUUGGACCCUGAGCUCUUCCCCGACGUCGCCGGCGAGCCCACCCGCAAGCACUGGAAGCCCGAUUCCGAAUCCAUAAUGUGCGACGACCCGACUUGCAAGCGCAAAUUCAACGCCUUGAACCGCCGACAUCACUGCCGCCGUUGUGGCAACAUUUUCUGCGGCACCCAUUCUGGCGAAGUCAUCCCUCUGGACGAGGACUGCAACUACAACCCCCGGGGGGCCCUCGCUCGCGCCUGCUUCCACUGCUUCACCGAAUUUAAGGUAUGGAAGAGCCGUAACGGCAGCCGCAGCGGCAGCGACCAGAGCUCCGACUCGUCGGGUACCCCAUCGAGUCCCAUUGUCGCGAGCCCCAUCGCCCCGACCAUGCCGGGCAUGCUCCCGCCCACCAAGGGCCCCGAGGUUGCGGCCAGCGUUCCUCGCGACUGGAACUGGAGCACAUUUUAG
This is a messenger RNA of Colletotrichum orchidophilum, 858 nucleotides long. Its product is annotated as FYVE zinc finger. Bases 1 to 858 code for a protein of 285 amino acids. The record is from RefSeq and is a predicted model, not a curated record. Gene Ontology annotation, molecular function: metal ion binding. The transcript has 2 exons. NCBI's taxonomy places the organism in Eukaryota, Fungi, Ascomycota, Sordariomycetes, Glomerellales, Glomerellaceae.